This is a messenger RNA of Musa acuminata subsp. malaccensis (wild Malaysian banana), 552 nucleotides long. Lineage: Eukaryota; Viridiplantae; Streptophyta; Magnoliopsida; Zingiberales; Musaceae. The record is from RefSeq and is a predicted model, not a curated record.
GUGGCCUCGAUCGCUGCGAAGCUGCCCGGGAGGACGGACAACGAGAUCAAGAUCUAUCGGAACACGCACUUGAGGAAGAAGCUCCUCCGGAUGGGGAUCCAUCCGGUGACCCACAGGCCGACGACUACUAAUCUCAAUCUGCUCGAUGCUCUCAAGCUGAUGCAGGCAGAUGCUGCACAGCUUGUCCAGCUGCAGCUGUUGCAGAGCCUGAUUCAGGCCGUAACAAGCGGUUCCUCCCCACACAUGGACUCGAUGAGUCUCUUCGGAUCGCCUUCUCUCGGAAACAACCAAGCCAAUGAUCUCUUCUCGCUGAACCGCGAGAUUGAAGGUUUCCUUGGUGGCUCACUCGACCUUCAGGAUUCAGUUUCAGCGGUUCCAGACCUUUCAGGUGUGGGUCAAUACUUGAGCAUGGACUUACAACAUGUGCCAGAGUCCAGCUUUUGCAAGGAUGGAGGUGGUGCGGAGAUCAGCAAUGUUCCAAGCGCCAUUUCAUUCCAGAGCUUCAGAUUCUACUCCAUUUGCUUCAGCCUCUCAAGAGACCAAGACCAUUGA